This is a messenger RNA of Fragaria vesca subsp. vesca, 3246 nucleotides long. RefSeq names its product topless-related protein 1-like. NCBI's taxonomy places the organism in Eukaryota, Viridiplantae, Streptophyta, Magnoliopsida, Rosales, Rosaceae. Bases 1 to 3246 code for a protein of 1081 amino acids. The record is from RefSeq and is a predicted model, not a curated record. Gene Ontology annotation, molecular function: protein binding. Gene Ontology annotation, biological process: regulation of DNA-templated transcription. The transcript is spliced from 24 exons.
AUGGCGUCAUCAUCGUUAACACUGAGUAAAGACCUGGCCUUUUUGAUCAUGCAAUUCCUUGACGAGGAAAAGUGGAAAGAAACGCUUCAUAAGCUUCAGCAAGAAUCAGGAUACCACUUCGACUUGAAGUAUUUCGAGGAAUUAUUACUGGAAGGAAAUUGGAUUGAAGUCGAGAAGUAUCUUUCCGGUUUCACUAAACUGGAUGACAACCGCUAUUCCAUGAAGAUAUUCUUCGAAAUUCGUAAGCAGAAGUAUUUAGAGGCCCUAGACAGACAAGAUAGAGCUGCCGCAGUAGAUAUCCUAGUGAAGGAUUUGAAAGUCUUUGCGGGGUUUAAUGAUGAGUUGUACAAGGAAAUCACUCAGCUGCUCACCUUGAACAAUUUUAGAGACAAUGCUCAGCUCUCUGCUUAUGCAGAUGUAAGGACUGCAAGAGCAAUUAUGGCCCAAGAACUUAAGAAGCUUGUUGAGGCCAACCCUCUUUUCUGUGACAAAUUAACGUUUCCCAAUUUGAGAAGUUCAAGGCUACGGGCGCUCAUUAACCAAAGCUUAAAUUGGCAGCAUUGCCUUUGUCUAAAUCCUAAACAAAAUCCGGAAAUAAAAACCUUAUUUGUGGAUCACACUUGUCAUAGCAGACAUUCCAACGAUCCAUUUGCUCACAUAGCAGCAAAUGGUCAGGCUCCGCAGAGAGGUGCAGUACAGAGAGCUGAUGGCUUCAAUUCUGUCGGUGUCAAUGGGUCCUUUCAGCCCUCCACUGCACCUAUACCAAUUCAAUCUCCUUUGUCAACAUGGACGCCUAUCCCGCCCAGUGUGAAUCAGUUAGCGGCUUCAGCAGGAGGUAUUGGUUUUGGAAUUCAAGCAAAUCCAGCUUCAUUUUCGACUGGUCCAGCAAAUCCUGAAGAUUUAUUCAGAACGCGGUUCCCUGGGGUUUCAGACAGGGUUACAACGCCAGGGAUUAAUCCAGGCCAUGUUCUAAGUCCAACAUUCAAUGCAGUAGAUGACUUCCCCAAGGCUGUAGCUCGGAUACUGAAUCAGGGCUCAGUUGCAACUAGUGUAGACUUUCAUCCUCUCCAACAAACUAUACUUCUUGUUGGAACUAAUGUGGGGGAUAUAAGUAUCUGGGAAGUCAGUUCUAGAGAGAAGUUGGUAUCAAGAAGCUUUCAGCCAUGGGAUAUGGGGGCAAGUUCAAUGGCAUUAAAGGCAACUUUAGUCAAGGAUCCAAGUGUCUCAGUUAAGCGUGUACUAUGGAGCCCUGAUGGUUCUCUAUUUGGAGUUGCAUACUCUAAACACAUGAUGCAGUUAUAUGGAUAUCUUGGUGGCGAUGAUGUUCAUCAACAUAAAGAGAUCGAAGCUCAUGUUGGUAGUGUAAAUGAUCUGGCGUUCUGCAACCUAAGAAAGCAACUCUGUGUCAUAACCUGCGGUGAUGACAAGGCCAUCAAGGUCUGGGAUGCGGUUACUGGAUCAAAGUUGUAUACUUUUGAAGGUCAUGAGGCUCCUGUUCAUUCUUUUGUCUUUUCGACAUCAGUAGAUGGACAAAUAAAAGCAUGGUUAUACGAAGUAGAUGGGCCAAGGGUUAAUUACGAUGCUCCCAGCCUCUCAUGCACAACAAUGGUUUAUAGUGCAGAUGGUAAAAGGCUGUUUUCAUGUGGGACAAGCAAAGAUGGAGAAUCUCAUGUUGUUGAAUGGAAUGAAAAUGAAGGCACAAUAAAGAGGAAUUACCAAGGAUUUCAAAAACAGUCUUUUGGUAUUGUUCAAUUUGACACAACCAGAAAUAAGUAUUUGGCAGUUGGUGACAACCAUGCAAUAAAAGUUUGGGAUAUGGAUAAUGUCAAUCUCUUGUUUACUGUUGAUUGUGAAGGAGGUUUACCAGCAACCCCUCAUAUCCGCUUCAACAAGGAAGGAUCUUUGAUGGCGGUGUCUACAAAUGACAACAGAAUCAAAGUUUUGGCUACAACAGAUGGUGUUCAGUUGAUGCGCAAUUAUGAAAGUCUCUCGCUUAUUGCCUCAAGAAAUGCACCAGAAAAGAAUGGUAGUACCAGAAACAUGGGGGAUAAUAAGAAAGCAAGGUUAAGUGAAGAGCUCAACACAAAAAAGAUCUGGAAGCUCACUGAGAUUAGUGAAUCUGCUCAGCUUCGAUCUUUAAGGCUAUCAACGACAACUGUUAAAACAGACAAGAUCUCAAGGUUGGUGUACACUAAUUCAGGUAAUGCCAUUCUGGCAUUAGCAUCAAAUGGAACCCAUCUACUGUGGAGGUGGCGACGAGUUGACGGUAACACGAGUGGCAAGGCAACAACCAAGGUUACCCCACAUUCCAUGGAACCAGCUUCAGGCAUCCUGAUGGUCAAUGAUCUUACUGGUGCUAAACCAGAACAUGCAAUACCUUGUUGCGCUUUGUCCAAGAAUGAUUCGUAUGUCAUGUCAGCCUCCGGAGGCAAGAUAUCGUUGUUCAACCUAAUGACAUUCAAGACAAUGACAAGUUUCAUGUCGCCGCCACCUGUGGUAACAUGCCUUGCUUUCCACCCUGAAGACAAUAAUAUAGUUGCUGUUGGUUUUGAUGAUUCGACUAUUCACAUAUACAAUGUCCGCAUUGACGAGGUUAGGAUAAAGCUCAAGGGUCACUCUAAGACAGUCACAGGCCUCGCAUUCUCUCAACUUUUGAAGACACUUAUUUCUUCUGGAGCAGAUUGUCAGAUAGUUGUGUGGAGCUCUGAUAAGUGGGAAAGGCAGAAGAACAGUUCCUUGCAUAUUCCAGCUUGGACAACACCUACAGCACUGUUUGGAACUCAUCUUCAGUAUCAGAAGGAUCAGAAUCACUUUCUCGUUGUACACGAGACUCAACUUGCUAUAUACGAAACCUUGAGGCUUGAAUGCCAGAAGAAGUGGGUAGUAGGAGAAUCUUCAGCACCAAUCUCCUAUGCAACACUCUCUUGUGAUAGCCAGAUAGUCUACGCGAGCUUUCUGGAUGGAACGUUGCGUGUGUUUGCAGCAUCAAAUCUUCAAAUGCAAUGCCAGAUUAACCCCUAUGCUUAUCUUCCACCUAAUGUCAGCUCUGCAAUAUACCCCUCAGUAGUAGCUGCGAAUCCACAAGAGCCGAACCAGUUUGCAGUGGGACUAACAGAUGGUGCAGUUGUCAUGUUUGAACCACUCGAGUCUGGAGACAAAUGGGGUGUGCCUCCACCGGCAAACAUUGGCUACUUCCAUGCUUCAACUUCUGCCAGUGGUUCCAGUUUGGAACAACACCAUAGCUGA